AUGUCGACGUCCACCCCACCCGCAGGCCCUCCAACAGACGGAACAGAAGCAACAUAUACCGCAAUGGAUUACACAGACUUGGACUCGAUCGGCGCACAAUGUGACUUGGAAUACUGCCGACAACUAGACUUCCUCCCCUUCCGUUGCCUCUCCUGCCACCACACCUUCUGCCUAGACCACCGUAGCGAGACUGCGCACAAAUGUACGCACGCCGGCGAAUGGGCACGCAACCGACGGCGUAACAGCGUCGGACGACCAAUUUCCAAUUCUCCAUCCUCGGGAAAGCCCACUAUCAUGACCGCAAAACAAUGCAGUAGCCCCACAUGCAAGACAUUGGUCAACACCUUGGGGAACAUUGGCGUGCACUGCGCAAACUGCAACCGAGAAUACUGUCUAAAACACCGCUUCCGAGAAGAGCACGACUGCGCCAAUCUUAUCCCUCUGGGCGCCCGCCCCGUCGACAUCGCCAUCCAAAGCAAUAAAGAAAAGAUCAAGUUAGGCUUCGGCCGGCUGAAGACCUGGGGCAAGGCGCAGCAGGAGUCGCUCAAACCAGUCCCUAAACCCUCCAGCAAAGCCGCCCAAUUAGCCGCACUGAAUAAUCUGAAGAAAACCGCAAAAGGCGAUGACAAGUUAGACGCCGCAAAGAGAGUCUAUCUCCACGUCGAGGCUGAGGCCAAGACCACCUCCAGUAAAUUACCGCGCGCCGAACUGUUCUUUAGUGCCGACUGGACGGUUGGCAGAUUGUUGGACGACGCCGCCAAGCGCCUGCAGGUUGCGAACAUCAACAAUCGUGUCCAGACCGAGGAGCAGAGACUGCGGGUCUACCAUGUCGAGGGUGGACGUUUGCUCGAGUACUCCGAGAAAGUUGGCGGUCCCCUCGCCAGCGGGAAUACUGUGGUCUUGUUGAGGGGUGUUGGUCCCAACCAAGAGAAGUGA
Molecule: messenger RNA, 936 nt
Organism: Exophiala aquamarina CBS 119918
Lineage: Eukaryota; Fungi; Ascomycota; Eurotiomycetes; Chaetothyriales; Herpotrichiellaceae
Exons: 1
Coding region: 1-936 (311 amino acids)
Cellular component (GO): cytoplasm
Molecular function (GO): zinc ion binding
Source: RefSeq, a predicted model, not a curated record